UUUUUCUCUAAUCAUAUUCACAAAUACAAGCAAAAUCAGCAUUUCAAGUAGCCAUAUUGAUCAGUACUUUGAGAAAGAAUAUGGCUUUGAUCUCGACUGCAAGGGGAUUGAUCUUCCUGGCACUGCUGGGGAUUUGGGCAAGUUCCCAGGCCACUUGCCGCACCUUGCAUGAAGCGUCCUCCAUGUUGGAGAGGCAUGAGCAAUGGAUGGCUCGCUAUGGACGCAGUUAUGAGGAUAUUACAGAGAAGGAAAUGCGUUUCCAGAUUUUCAAGCGCAAUGUUGAGUACAUUGAGUCUUUCAACAGUGUUGGGAACCGACCUUAUAAACUGAGCGUUAAUCUCUUUGCUGAUCAGAGUAAUGAAGAAUUUCAAGCCUCUCACAAUGGAUACAAAAGGACCUCCAAUCCUAGUACUUCAUCUCCAGUGACAGCAUUUAGGUAUGAGAAUGUUACUGCCGUGCCAUCUAGCAUUGAUUGGAGAAAGAAAGGAGCUGUUACACCCAUAAAGGACCAAGGAAGAUGUGGAUGUUGUUGGGCAUUUUCUGCGGUUGCGGCCAUGGAGGGGAUCACCAGCAUCACAAAUGGAAAGUCAGUCUCUCUUUCAGAGCAAGAAGUAGUUGAUUGUGACACUAGCGGUGAAGACCAAGGUUGUGCAGGUGGUCUAAUGGAUGAUGCAUUUAAAUUUAUCAUCCAGAACAAAGGCCUUACAACUGAAGAAAAUUAUCCCUACAAGGGUGUGGAUGGAACAUGCAACAAGAACAAGGCAGCAUCCCAUGCAGCCACGAUCGCAGGCUAUGAAGAUGUCCCUGCCAACAAUGAGAAGGAACUGCUUAAAGCAGUUGCCAACCAACCUGUUUCAGUUGCCAUUGAUGCUAGCGGCUCUGACUUCCAGUUUUACUCAAGUGGGGUCUUCACAGGAGAAUGUGGAACAGAAUUGGAUCAUGGUGUUACAGCAGUAGGUUAUGGAACUGCAGAAGAUGGAACUAAGUAUUGGUUGGUGAAGAAUUCAUGGGGCACCAGUUGGGGUGAAGAAGGAUACAUAAGGAUGAAAAGAGAUAUUGAUGCUAAAGAAGGUCUUUGCGGCAUUGCCAUGGAGUCUUCCUAUCCCACUGCUUGAAUCAUAUUGAACGGUGAAUAAGCCUUAUUCUUAUUAUUACCUCAAUGCUUUAUCUUAGAAGUGUGAAAUGAUACUUUGUCUCAGUUCAUAUAAAUGUAAACAAAACACUUGGGAAUUUACAAUUAAUGGAACUGCUUGCUUGUUUUUAUCUUUU
Molecule: messenger RNA, 1269 nt
Organism: Juglans regia (Persian walnut)
Lineage: Eukaryota; Viridiplantae; Streptophyta; Magnoliopsida; Fagales; Juglandaceae
Product: senescence-specific cysteine protease SAG39-like
Exons: 2
Coding region: 81-1115 (344 amino acids)
Cellular component (GO): lysosome
Molecular function (GO): cysteine-type endopeptidase activity
Source: RefSeq, a predicted model, not a curated record